UAUAAUCCUGAAACUCAUUAAACCACAACUUCAGAGCGUUGAAUAACUGUGACUGCUCGCACUUGCCAAGCCACCUUUCUUGAAGCUUCCUUGGUGCACCAUGUCAGCUCCAGCUGAUCAAAUUAGCCCCAUACCAUCCGGGGCAAAAGUUUGUGCAUCAUUUCCAGAGCUCCUGAUGCUAGUUGAAUUUGUUUUUGGUGGCCUAGUUUGGAUCCUCGUGGCUUCAGCUCGAGUUUCAUUCCCUGGUGAUCAAGGCUGGGUGAUGUUUGUCUCAGUCUUCUGCUUUGUUAUAACCACGUUGCUGCUCGUACUGUACAUGAUUGGAGUUCAGAACAGUUCCUCUGCAUGGACUGUGGUGGAUGUUUUCUACCACUUCAUUGCAGCUGUGUUUUAUUUAAGUAUUGCCGUUUUGGAGGCCGGUGACACAAGGUUUAUUCUAAUCAGUGGAGAUCAAAAGAAUUACAAAAUCAACAUCGCUGCCACUGUGUUUGCAUUUGCGGCCACCUUACUGUACACAAUGCACGCUAUAUGGUCGAUAGUGAGAUGGAAGUCCUCCUCCUGAACAAGAAGACAAGUAACACGUACUCCUGGAAGAUUUUGCCUUCUUCCUAAAACUGCUGAUUUGUCUUUGCUUAAUAUUGGAUAUAUCCAUCUUUUUUGCAACUGUGAUUACAGUUUUUAUGUAUACAAUAGAACUGAUAUUCUACAAAAUGUCCUCGUAUGUUGAGUUUGAGAGUGCUGUAAGUAACGUAUCCCUUUGAUAUCUUGUGCCAUUUUAAUACCACAUAUCUCAAUAAAGCUGAGGUAGGAAUCAA
Messenger RNA from Pristis pectinata (smalltooth sawfish), 815 nucleotides. RefSeq names its product mal, T cell differentiation protein b (gene malb). The coding region runs from base 101 to 562 and encodes 153 amino acids. The record is from RefSeq and is a predicted model, not a curated record. NCBI's taxonomy places the organism in Eukaryota, Metazoa, Chordata, Chondrichthyes, Rhinopristiformes, Pristidae. The transcript is spliced from 4 exons. Gene Ontology annotation, molecular function: structural constituent of myelin sheath. Gene Ontology annotation, cellular component: membrane. Gene Ontology annotation, biological process: myelination.